AUGCUGACUCGCAGCGUGCUCGUAUUAGCAAGUGUGUUGUCGUCAGCAUGGGGCGAGCUGGCGUUCCCCCCCGGGUUCAGGUGGGGCGCCGCCACCGCCGCCUACCAGGUCGAGGGCGCAUGGAACCAGAGUGACAAGUCCCCAAGCGUGUGGGACCACUUCAUCCACUCAACCCCUGACCUGGUGGCGGACCGCUCCACCGGGGACGUGGCCGCAGACUCCUACCACCUGUGGAGACGAGACGUGGAGAUGCUGGAGGAGCUGGGGCUGCAGUUUUACAGAUUCUCCAUAUCCUGGACGCGUCUGGUACCGAAUGGAUUCGCCAACGUGAUCAGCGAGGACGGCCGGCGGUACUACGACGACCUCAUCAACGGCCUAUUGGAGAGCGGAAUAGAACCCAUCCCCACCAUCUACCAUUGGGACAUACCGCAACGGUUGCAGGAUUUGGGUGGCUGGACCAACCCACUCGUAUCAGAUUGGUUUGCGGAGUACGCCAGAGUGGUAUUUUCCAUCUACGCAAACCGAGUCAAGUACUGGGUGACCAUCAACGAGCCGUCAGUGUUCUGUGAGUUUGGAUACGGAGCUGGUAUGAUAGCCCCAGGGAUCAAAGACCAGGAUAUCGGCAAGUACAUGUGUGUCAAGAAUGUGCUGAUGGCCCAUGGGAAGGCGUAUAGGGUUUAUGAGAGAGAGUUUAAGGGAAAAUAUUCUGGAAAACUAUCGAUGGCUAAUCACUUUAUGUGGUAUGAAGCUGAGACGGAGAAAGAUUUGGAAGUAGCCGAACUAAUAAGGCAGUUUCAGUACGGCCUGUACUGCCACGCCAUAUACUCCCAGGAGGGCGGCUGGCCAGCGGCGGUGGAGCAGCAAAUCGCCGACAACAGCUACAGAGAGGGCUACAGUUUCUCCAGGCUACCGGGGUUCACGCAAGAAGAGAAGGAAUUGUUGUUUCCAGGUACCUUCGACUACAUGGCAGUGAACCACUACAGCAGCAGGACAGUCCGCAAGCAGCCGUCAGCGGAACACAUUCCUGCUUCCAACCAGUUCACGGCGAAUGCUGAGUUUAACGCCACCUAUGAGGGCAAGGAGGACUGGCCUAAAGGAAACUCCUUUUGGUUCUUGAUAAACCCGGCCGGCCUGCGUGACCUGCUGGUGUGGCUGCGGACAGAGUACGGAGACCUCGAGUACCUCAUCACAGAGAACGGGUACUCUGACGUCACCACCAAGAUCAAUGACGAUGAUAGGGUCGACUAUCAUAGGGAGUAUUUGAAACAGGUUCUUUUGGCCAUAAAGCAAAACGGAGUGAAUGUGACCGGCUACACCGCGUGGUCUCUGAUGGACGACUUCGAGUGGGUGGAGGGAUACACUCUCGGCUUCGGCCUCUACCACGUAGACUUCAGCCGGGCGGAGCGCCACCGCCGUGAACAUAGCAGCAGAAGCAAAUUUUUUGUAUGAGUGAAUUUGUUUUCAUGAUCAUGAAGAAAUAAGAAAAAGUAGCAAAAUUCUGUUAUCACUACAUGCUAGGGGAUGCUGCAAUGAACCUAUAUACAUAUUACACAUUUAACAGUGUGCUCGAAAUUAGUCAAAAUUAUUAAUUAUAAGGACACUCAAUACG
Molecule: messenger RNA, 1609 nt
Organism: Plutella xylostella (diamondback moth)
Lineage: Eukaryota; Metazoa; Arthropoda; Insecta; Lepidoptera; Plutellidae
Source: RefSeq, a predicted model, not a curated record